Messenger RNA from Epithele typhae, 723 nucleotides. RefSeq lists its product as uncharacterized. Lineage: Eukaryota; Fungi; Basidiomycota; Agaricomycetes; Polyporales; Epitheliaceae. The transcript has a single exon. Bases 1 to 723 code for a protein of 240 amino acids. Gene Ontology annotation, molecular function: nucleic acid binding. Gene Ontology annotation, cellular component: mitochondrion. The record is from RefSeq and is a predicted model, not a curated record.
AUGGCCACGCCAAAGCUGGUUUCGGCGGUCUUCAAGGGCACUGCGUUUGAAGAGCGCUCCCGCGCCGUCCUCCGCGACCACUUCUCCAUGUCCCUCCGACGAGUUGGCGGCAGAGGCGACGGCGGCAUCGACCUCCAAGGCUGGUGGUGGCUCCCCGCACAGUGCGUGAACCAUGGCCACCCCUCCGCAACACACGCCCUCCCCACCCCCGCACGACCGCACGACCGCGUGCCCGUCCGCGUCCUGGGCCAGUGCAAGGCCGAGGCGAGGAAGGUCGGCCCCCGCCACAUCCGCGAGUUCGAGGGCACCGUCCUCCGGCUCUCCGCGGCGCACCCCCUCGGCGUCGCCGCCUCUCCAGGUCCAGGUCCAGGUCCAAGCCCGAGGGCGUCCGUCGGGGUGUUCCUCUCCCUCUCCCCGUUCACGCUCGCGGCGCUCCGCCAGGCGUACUCCUCCCCCGUCCCGCUCGCGCUGGUGCACCUCCCGGAGCCCGGAGACGGUUGUGCGGAGGCGGACCGCACCGACGCGCGGAUGCCGGGGAACGUGAUCUUCAACCCGGCGCUGAGCGCGAGCCACGGGCUGCUCCGCGGGACGCUGGAGCCGCGGUGGGAGCGGGGGCCUGGGGAAGGAGGGCCUGCUCUUUGGAGUGGGGGUUCGCGGUUGGAGAGUUGGGUGCCGGAGGACGCGCGGGAUGCUCGUCGAGCACUAGGUGUGUUGCCUCCGUAA